AUGGUCAGCCUAUCACAGUUCAAGGACAAGGCCCCAGUCGUCCUCUUCUUCUACCCCAAGGCUGGCACACCAGGCUGCACCAAGCAGGCCCAGACGUUCCGCGACACUUACAACGAAUUCCAGAAGCUUGGUGCUGUGGUAUUUGGCAUCAGUGGUGACCAAAUGGAUGCACAGGAAGGGUUUGUCAAGGACAAUAGCCUGCCCUAUCCCCUUCUAGUGGACGAUGGCAACACACUUCGACAGGCUUUUGGGAUCAAGGCGGACCUGUUCGGUGCCCUGCCAGGACGGCAGACUUUCGUCAUCGACAAGAGUGGCAAAUGCGUCCUGUCGUACAACAAUCAGCUUCAGGCCGAAACCCAUGCCGCAGAAGCCUUGAAGGCGCUGAAGAAGCUGUAG
Molecule: messenger RNA, 396 nt
Organism: Ostreobium quekettii
Lineage: Eukaryota; Viridiplantae; Chlorophyta; Ulvophyceae; Bryopsidales; Ostreobiaceae
Source: the annotation of a GenBank genome assembly